CGGAAGGGGGAGAGGUGAGGUGGGCUCUCCAGAACGACGAGCCGUGGAGAUCUGCGCCGGUGCGGGCAUCGACGGACUUCACAUCACUUGCCUGCCCGACUCCCCCCGAAACGUCUGAUCGCGCCUCCUCUCUCUCUCUCUCUCUCUUUCCCUCUCUUUUCCUCUCUCUCUAUCUCUCUCUCUCUCGCGUUCUCUCUCCAGCACACACACCAUGAGGUCCAAGCGGAGGAUGCCCGCUCUGUUUGUUAUUCCAGCCGAGAGAGAGCAUCACGCAAGCGCGUAAAAGAAAAAGAAGAAGCUCGGACACCUUUUUGGAGCGCUCUUUCUUCUCUCAGGACGAAAAGCCCUCCGGUGUUUCUUUUAUUUUCCUCUCUCUUUCUGUCUCUCUCCAAGGGCCGCAGCGAGUGCGCGCAUCCCACCUUGGAUUAUCAUCAGCGUGGACAUAUGGGGGAAAAGAGGACACAUCAAUGCGUUCACUUUUGAAGCAACGCGCAGGGUCUUGACGCUAUUGCGUUACGCAUCUGUUUCCCUGCGAGUCUCUUUUUUUUCCCACCUCCUGUCUUUCGCUCUCUCUCUCUCUGCCCCCCCGUCCAGAUCCCCGUUGAAAUUGGGUUCUCUGCAGCAUUUUUUUUUUUUUUAGCCACAGAAAAGUCAAAUAUCGGUGGUUAAAGAGGGGGGUUGGGGGAGAAACAGACCGAAGUGUGUGUAUAGUCUGAGAGGACCGACGAGAGCAGGAGCAAGAGGAGGUGCUGGUGGUGGUGGUGGAGGAGGACGGAGGGGGGGUGGGGUGCAGAAUGAGGUGUGUUUUCUCUCUGUUUUGGGAAAAGCCGGAGAAAGACGGGAGAAGGUGUAUAAGCCAGCUACUCUCUUGAGAAAUAACGGCGAUCCGAGGAGGAGGAAAUGGCCUAGCUAAAGCAACAAAAUCAUAAAGAGCAGAGGAGAGAAGAAUCGUGCUGUGGAUGGACGGGCCAGCGUCAUCGACAUCAUCCUAAAUCCCCGGCGCUCGCAUCGCCUCUUUAAGGUUUAAUUGGUGUCCUUGACUGCAGCGCUGGACUUAGUCUGAAAAAGCAAGACGGAUGAGCCCGCAGAGUCAAACUGAGAAUGUUCCCUGUCCCGUCACCUCACCAUGUCUCCAUAGAAACAGUAUCAACUGCCCCCUUUCCACAAUUCCUUCUUUUGCCUUUGUCAUGUCCCGAUAACCCCCUGGGUCUCUGAUCCUCCCUCUGUCCUAACCACAGUCCCUGUGAUCUGAGUCCAAUAGUGUUACUUUGGAAAUGUUCAUUUUUCCGUUCAAUGCUGCCAGCCACCACGGCUACGGUGGGAAGCAUCUGAAUACUUCUCAGCAGGCCCCCAAGUCCUGCCUGAUGUGGCUCCUGGGACUAGUGCUGCACCUGACUCUUUCUUCUUCUCAGCGUAUCGACCUGAAACAUCCCAUAGUUUCUACCAACUAUGGAAAGGUGCGUGGCAUCCGGAAGGAGCUGAACAAUGAGAUCUUAGGCCCAGUAGAACAGUUCCUUGGCGUGCCGUACGCCACCGCACCCAUAGGCGAGCGCCGCUUCCAGCCCCCCGAAGCCCCGGGCUCCUGGCAGGAGAUACGCAAUGCCACCCAGUAUGCACCUGUGUGCCCCCAGAAUGUGCACGGCGUUUUGCCCGAGAUCAUGCUGCCAGUGUGGUUCACCGACAACUUGGAUGCAGCGGCGACCUAUGUUCAGAACCAGAGCGAGGACUGCCUUUACCUCAACAUUUACGUGCCCACUGAAGAUGGUCCGCUCACAAAAAAAAAUGAUGAGUCCACCAUGAACAGACCAAGGGAUGAAGAUAUUCGGGAUCGCCGAAAGAAGUCAGUCAUGCUCUUUAUCCACGGAGGCUCCUACAUGGAGGGCUCAGGGAACAUGUUUGAUGGCAGCGUCCUUGCUGCCUACGGAAACGUCAUCGUCGUAACCAUGAACUAUCGCCUUGGCGUGCUCGGAUUUCUGAGCACGGGGGACCAAUCUGCUAAGGGGAACUAUGGUUUGCUGGACCAGAUCCAAGCUCUGCGCUGGCUCAAUGAAAACAUUGAGCACUUUGGAGGAGACCCAGAGAGAAUCACGAUCUUUGGCUCCGGAGCCGGUGCUGCCUGUGUAAACCUUCUCAUCCUGUCCCAUCAUUCUGAGGGCCUGUUCCAGAGGGCCAUCGCUCAGAGCGGCUCAGCCAUCUCCAGCUGGUCGGUCAACUACCGACCUCUGCCCUACACCAAGAUUCUGGCCAAGAAGGUGGGCUGCACCCUGGGGGACAUGGCAGAGCUGGUGGACUGUCUGCGGCGGAAGAGUUUCCGGGAGCUGGUGGACCAAGACAUUCAGCCCGCCCGCUACCACAUCGCCUUCGGGCCCGUGGUGGACGGGGACGUGGUGCCGGACGACCCGGAGAUCCUCAUGCAGCAGGGUGAGUUCCUCAACUAUGACAUACUGCUGGGCGUCAACCAGGGAGAAGGCCUGAAGUUUGUGGAUGACAGUGAAGGAGAAGACGGGAUCUCCGCAGCUUCGUUCGACUACACGAUUUCAAACUUUGUGGACAAUCUAUAUGGAUACCCUGAUGGUAAAGAUAUCCUAAGGGAGACCAUAAAGUUCAUGUACACAGACUGGGCCGACAGGGACAACAGCGACAUGCGCAGGAAGACCCUGCUGGCUUUGUUCACAGACCACCAGUGGGUGGCCCCGGCCGUCGCCACGGCCAAGCUUCAUGCAGAGUUCCAGUCGCCCGUCUACUUCUACACGUUUCACCACCACUGUCAGACGGAGGCACGGCCGGACUGGGCGGACGCCGCUCACGGAGACGAGAUCCCGUAUGUGUUCGGGAUUCCCAUGGUGGGAGCCACUGAUCUUUUCCCCUGUAACUUCUCCAAGAACGACAUAAUGCUCAGCGCGGUGGUCAUGACCUACUGGACCAACUUCGCAAAGACAGGGGAUCCUAAUCUGCCUGUUCCUCAGGACACAACAUUCAUUCACACUAAGCCUAACCGUUUCGAGGAGGUGAUUUGGACCAAAUUCAGCUCCAAAGAUAAGCAGUACUUGCAUAUUGGCCUGAAGCCACGUGUCAGAGAUAACUACCGUGCCAACAAGGUUGCUUUUUGGCUUGAGCUUGUGCCGCAUCUCCACAGCCUGCACGAAGAACUCAUAAACGCAGUCACAACUCGACUGCCGUCUGGAGGCACCGGCCGACGCAAGGUGCCUCCCCCCGUCAACUCUUCACCCCAAAAACCACCGGUGUCCACCUACCCGUCAGAACCUGACCCCGACAGCUCAGAGAGACCCCGCCCCACUCCUUUUCCAAGUGAGACGAGGGACUACUCCACCGAGCUGAGCGUGACAGUGGCUGUCGGCGCGUCGCUUCUCUUCCUGAACGUGCUGGCUUUUGCCGCACUUUACUACAAACGGGAUAAGCGCCACGAACUCAUGCAGAGGCGUCACCGCCGGCUCUCCCCGCAACGUGGCACAACAAUGGGCAUUGGGGUCGGCAUGGGAGUUGUGGGCGCCCCACCGCACAACGACCUAGCGCUCAGUCAGGAGGAGGAGCUGAUGUCACUGCAGAUGAAGCAGCAGAGGGUGGAGCUGGAGCACGGGACCCCACUCCCUUCCCGUGCCCUCCACGGUGACCUGGAGCCGCUUCGUCCUCCCGUGUGUCCCCCUGACUACACCCUGGCGCUGAGGCGGGCACCGGAGGACGUGCCACUGAUGACCGCCAACACCAUCACCAUGAUCCCCAGUACCAUCAGCAGCAUCCAACCGCUCCACCCAUUUAACACUUACCCGCCGGUCCCGGCCCCUUCGUCAACACCUGUGCCCAGCCACAGCAACAAUGCCCUGCCUCACCAACACUCUACUACCCGCGUAUAGGACCAGGCACAAGCUCCGCUACUCCUUUGGGCUCGCCAAGCUGCACCACACAAACUGCUCCAUUCCAACUUCAACUUUUUUUCCCCCCCAACCUUCUUUGCCGUCUUCACAUCUUCGUCCUCUUUAAGCCCUCAGACAAAGCUGCAGUUUGUAAGAUUUGAAGUGGUGAAAUACCUCUAAGCUAUGAUCACGUCUUAUCGAAGACCGGAUCGAGGAAGCACCCUUGUCAUCACACUUAUUUGUGUAAUAGCUCAGUGAAUAUCCGGUGCGUAGGAAAGGUCGCCAGGUCACUCCUCUUUAGGCCCGUAGCUCCCUCGAAGAGGUGUCGUAAUCAGUCAGACGUUAAACGUGGAGUUCGGUUGUUUGGCACACGCGUUUCCUUUCGUGUCAGUGUGGAGCAGUGUUUAACAAAAGAGUACAAACACACAUUGUCAUUCAUUUAGGGAGAAGAUGAUACAGUAGCAAACAGCUUUGUGCGAGGUAGCAUAUGUCCCAGCAAGCUGUCUGUCAUAAAGCGCUGGUUUCUUGAAGCUUACAAAUUGCAGCUUUAAAAAGGCCCAAUCUGGAAGGGGGAUUUGGCACCCCAUACAGAGCACUGUGCUCCAGCAGCUGUCUCUGCAUUGUGAUUUUAGAGAUUGCUGCAUAGUGUGAAAUAUGCUGCCGAGAUUGGAAUAGAACCGACGUGUGACAGCCACAUACGACUAAAUCUGUUUUGGAUUCAUUUACAAUAUUCACAGUGGUUUGGAAAAGUGUCUGCACCCCUUGAUAGUUUUCACGUUUUGUCACGACCUCAAACUUUAACGAUUUCCAUCAAGAUUUUAUUUGAUAGACCAACAUAAAGUAGUACCUAAUUGUGGGUGGAAGGAAAAUAAUGCAUGGUUAUAAAAAUCUAAGACGUGUGUUGAAAAAAAUUUUUUUUUAAGACUUGCCGUGGAUUGACAAUUUGUGCCACACGCCUUUAUUUUGGAGCAUUAUUAAGGCGUGCAUUAGCAUUAUCAUUUUUUAGUAUUAUAAUCUUAUCAGAUUUCUUUUACAGAAAUUUAAAACAGUAAUACGAUUGCAUUUUUCAUGUGUUUGUUGUGUUAGGUCUUUGGCAGUGCAUGAUUUAUAAAUUUGUA
This is a messenger RNA of Poeciliopsis prolifica (blackstripe livebearer), 4990 nucleotides long. It is a transcript of the gene nlgn2b, whose product is annotated as neuroligin 2b. Bases 1275 to 3872 code for a protein of 865 amino acids. The record is from RefSeq and is a predicted model, not a curated record. NCBI's taxonomy places the organism in Eukaryota, Metazoa, Chordata, Actinopteri, Cyprinodontiformes, Poeciliidae. Gene Ontology annotation, molecular function: neurexin family protein binding; signaling receptor activity. Gene Ontology annotation, biological process: modulation of chemical synaptic transmission; synaptic vesicle endocytosis; chemical synaptic transmission. Gene Ontology annotation, cellular component: cell surface; synapse; postsynaptic specialization membrane. The transcript is spliced from 9 exons.